Coffea arabica (coffee) is the source of this 1128-nucleotide messenger RNA. The record is from RefSeq and is a predicted model, not a curated record. NCBI's taxonomy places the organism in Eukaryota, Viridiplantae, Streptophyta, Magnoliopsida, Gentianales, Rubiaceae.
AUGAUCGAGACAGGGGAAAUAGUGAUUAGAGAAGGGCCAGAACAAGGACCAAAUGUGGAUAAGAACCCCCUGCCAGAGUACGAUAACACCCUUGGGGUUAUUAUGGACAAUACGGAAUUCAAGGAGCCUGCUAAAAACUCAUCAAGUGAGGCUGAAGUGUUUGGAAAUGACGCAGAAUUUCCCGAUAUCCCUAAGGGAUCAAUUUCCAAUUGGACAGCCGAAUUUCUACCCAUUCAAAAGGAGUUUCGAUAUUUAGCUGUUUUUGUCUAUAUAGAGCUGGUCACAUCAAACACAAGCUCAGGCGAUGUUAUAGCUCGUCGGCCAAGAGGCCGGCCGCCUAGCUCCAAAAACAAGCCUAAACUCCCGGUGAUAAUCACUCAAGAGAGCGCCAACACGCUCCCAGCACAUAUAUUAGAGGUCAAUAGCGGCUGUGAUGUGUUUGAAUUAGUUGCAACAUAUGUUAGAAAAAGGCAAAGAGGUAUUUGCAUAUUGAGUAGUAGUGGCACGGUCAACAAUGUGAGCUUGAGGCAACCGGCUGCUGCCGGCUCAAUCAUGACGUUACAUGGCUGGUUCGAGAUUUUAUCAUUGUCAGGCUCCUUCCUUCCACCAUCAGCUCCACCGGGUGCCACCAAUUUGACCAUAUAUUUGGCUGGUGGAUACGGUCAAGUUGUUGGAGGAAAUGUUGUGGGAGCUUUGAUUGCUUUUGGACCUGUGAUUGUUAUUGCUGCUUCUUUCACUAACGUAGCAUAUGAAAGACUGUCUUUGGAUGAAGAUGAUCACUCACUUCAGGCAGUGGCAGUAGUGGUGCUGUUGCUGCUGGCUCAAAUAAUAAAUUUUCUGAUCCAUCUUUAAGGCUUCCCUUAUUCUAAAUUAGUUUGUAAUUUGUAGACACUUUUGGUGUGGAUUGUUUGGAUGAUGUACUUUUGCUCAAGUUUGGAUGAUUGUAUUGCUUCUUUUAUAUUAUUGUACUAGCUACGUUACAAUCCUUCAAAAUUUAGGAUUGGAGAUGCUUGUGUGGCAGGAUGAAAUGUGGUUUCUGCCGUCAUAUGAUAUACAGCAGGAAUUUGGAACACUUUAAUUUGGAUGCUACACCGACAAGUAGAAAAUGUCAUAAAAGCUUGAUCUAGU